Messenger RNA from Agrilus planipennis (emerald ash borer), 2217 nucleotides. Its product is annotated as pescadillo homolog. Bases 289 to 2142 code for a protein of 617 amino acids. NCBI's taxonomy places the organism in Eukaryota, Metazoa, Arthropoda, Insecta, Coleoptera, Buprestidae. The transcript is spliced from 6 exons. Gene Ontology annotation, molecular function: RNA binding. The record is from RefSeq and is a predicted model, not a curated record. Gene Ontology annotation, cellular component: nucleolus; PeBoW complex. Gene Ontology annotation, biological process: ribosome biogenesis; maturation of LSU-rRNA from tricistronic rRNA transcript (SSU-rRNA, 5.8S rRNA, LSU-rRNA).
AAUCUAAACAGCAGCAUGCAAAAAUAUGACAUGACAUGAACAUGACAAUAACCUAACCUAUGAUAUUGAAGGCGAGGUGCACGUGUUCCGAUGUAUUCGCUUUUCUUCUAAUACUUUGUUACCAUUUACUAGUAAUUAACUUUGUGCAGUGAUCUAUUUACGUAGUAAUCCCUGCGACAAUAGUUGAGUGAAUCGUUGAUAAUUAUAAAAUAUUUGUGGCACGUGUGUUACUAAACCUUUCUGUUGGAAAUCAAUUAAUUUGUUGUUGGUUCUUACUAUUUCGAUAAAAUGGUGUCAAAAAGGAAAAAGAAAUAUUCAACUGGAGAAGGCUCUCAGUUUAUUUCACGGAAACAAGCACUAAAAAAAUUGCAACUUACAUUAAAUGACUUUCGAAGAUUGUGCAUCAUAAAGGGAAUUUAUCCAAGAGAACCACGAAAUCGAAAACGUGCUCAAAAAGGCGAUACUGGCAUUAAAACACUUUAUCACAUCAAGGAUAUUCAGUUUUUAAUGCAUGAACCAAUAAUAUGGACUCUACGGGAUUAUAAAAUUUUUAACAGAAAAGUAGGAAGAGCAAAAGCUGUUAGAGAUUUUAAAACUAUGAAGAAAUUUCUUGACAAUCAUCCUACCCUUAAAUUAGACCAUAUUGUAAAGGAAAGAUACCCAACAUUUAUAGAUGCCAUUCGAGAUUUGGAUGACUGUCUAACAUUAUGUUUUCUAUUUAGUACAUUUCCAUCUCUUGCGCAUAUUCCUCGAGAACAGUUUAAUUUAUGUAGACGACUUACUAUUGAAUUUAUGCAUGCCAUAAUAGAAGCAAAGGCACUUAGAAAGGUGUUCAUCUCUAUCAAAGGUUAUUACUACCAAGCUGAAAUUAAAGGUCAAACUGUAACAUGGAUUAUUCCACAUCACUUUUCAUUUGAACCUCAGUCCAAGCAAGAAGUUGACUUUAAAGUAAUGUCUACUUUUGUAGAAUUUUACUUGAUAAUGUUGGGUUUUGUAAAUUAUCGUCUGUAUCAUUCACUUAAUUUAUUUUAUCCACCAAAACUAAGUAUUUCAACGCCAAAUGAAUCAGAAAAGGCUUUGGUUGAUGAAAACAUGUUUUUAUCAGAAAGAAUUGCAGCUUUGAAUACUCCAUUAGUGAAAACAUCAAAUGAGCCAGUCGAGGAAGACAUAGAAAUUGACACGUUUUCAGAAAAUAAUCCAGAGAAGAUAGAGGAAGCUAGAAAUGAAGCAAUAAAAAUAAAAAAACUUAAAACUUUAUUUAAAGGCCUUAAAUUUUUUUUGAAUCGUGAAGUACCAAGGGAACCCUUAGUUUUUAUUAUACGCUGUUUUGGUGGUGAGGUAUCCUGGGACAAAAAUUUGUUUGUAGCUAAUAAUCCUAACAAUAAAUUUAAAGGCCUUAAAUUUUUUUUGAAUCGUGAAGUACCAAGGGAACCCUUAGUUUUUAUUAUACGCUGUUUUGGUGGUGAGGUAUCCUGGGACAAAAAUUUGUUUGUAGGAUCAACCUUCAAUGAGGAUGAUGAAACAAUUACUCACCAAGUUGCAGAUCGUCCAUCUUUAGAAAAACAGUACAUUUCUCGAUACUAUGUUCAGCCUCAAUGGGUAUUUGACAGUGUAAAUGCUAAAGAACUUCUACCAGUCAGCAAAUAUUUCAUAGGAGAAGUACUACCACCACACUUAUCACCAUUUGUUAACAACGAAAGAAAUCCAUUUGAACAAUAUAUUCCUCCAGAAGAAAGAGCAUUAAUGGAUCCAGCUUUUGCUGAAGAAAUAAAUAAAAAAAGACAGGAAAAAGAAAAUAAACAAGUUGAUUGCAUUGAUAAUAAUGAUGAAUUAGAACACGACAACAAUGAAAUUAUUAAAACUAAUGGGUUAGAAGAAACUGAAGUUGAAAAGCUUGAUCCAGCAUUAGAUAAGAAAAAGAAACUGUCAGUAGCACCUGGUACAAUCUAUAAAGAAGAGCCGUGGAUGCAAAAGAAGCAAGAGCGUCAAGAAUACAAAUUAAGAGAGAAAAUGAUAAAGAAAAAGCACAGGAAAAUAUACAGAGCAAUGAUAAGAAACAAGAAAGAUAAAGCUAAGGAAUCUUGGCUUCUAAGGAAGAAAAGACGAAUAAUCGAUGAAUCAAAAAAAGACAACAAAACAUAAUAUAACAAAAUACGUGUGCUGUUCAACAUUAUCAUAAAAACGUUAUACAUUAAAUAAUUUAAUUAGUGAAAUGUU